AUGGCGUCUCCGGGACGCGACGUCGCGAUCGCCGCGUCGCCCUGUUCGACCUUCGAGUUGCUGGACGAGAGCGGCCGCCAAGCUGCGCAUCCAACAAGUCCUGCGCUCGUGCUCCCGCCGCCCCCAAGGGACAAGGGGCUGCCACGCUCUCGCGUCGAUCCAUCGCCGUCACUUCGGCGCUUGUACCACGCGCCUUCCAGUCAUAGCGAUGCGGGAGAGAGCGCGUCUAGUGACACAGCGGGUGCUGCCCUAACCCGCGAGCAGAUCGAAUCCAUCAGUGACCUCUUUCCUGUGACAGGCGCCGGCGUGUUUACGAAUCCUCUGAACAUCGUGCCAACGCGAGACGCGUCGAUCCUCAUUGACACGGACGUGCAGCACGCCGCGGCCAGGGACGCCGGACUGCGUCUGUGCAGCUCCCAGCAGCAGCAACAGCAGCAACAGCAGCAGAUGACGGCGAUAGGAGGGACGUGCUUGACGUUGCCGUCGAUCCUGAUGGAGCUGAGGGGAGACGGAGGCGCCACGAAAGGGACGGCCAGUAUCCCAUCGUCGAUACGCAAUGUGUCGCUGGAUGGAGACGUGAUGGUGGGGCAUGGCAAUACACCGAGAGAGAUGAACGGAGUUGUGGGGAUCGACACGCUCAAUCAUGGACUGGAGAGGAGUCUCCCUGCUAUGGAGCCGGCUGCUCGCCGGGCGCGGUGCAUGUGGCGAGUCAAGCAGCGUGUCACGUGUCAGUUUUGUCGACAGCUGCCGCUCUGGCGACCCCAAGAGACACUGGUGUUGCUCUGGAAACGCAUGAUUCCGAAUUGGGACUCGCUUGUGCUGAAACUGGUCUUGUUGCUGGCUGUGCUCAGUGUCUUGGCGGCAGUUGGCUCGGCUGCUCUGCUGUCCCAAACGGCGCCGAAGAAGGUUCAUAUGGUCGCACGGUGCACUGCGCCAGGAAGUAUGCAGAGCUACUCGGCUUCGACGGCGUACGUAGCGGGCGUCUUGAUCCCAGCGAUGAACAACAUUGUGUUUUUGGUCGUGUCGCUUUGGCUUGGUGUGCUCUGCAGUCGCAGCCGCAAACGUGUGCUGCGCAGUGCACCGUGCAGUAUCAGCUCCAAUCUGAAGUCAGCGUUCAUGCUGCCGUGCUACGAAGCGAUUUGGUACACUAUUGCGGUGCUGUCAGCGAUCGGCUUGAUACUGUACACCGCUAGCUUCCAGGCUUAUCGCAGCGAAAGUGGCAAGACAUACAGCGCAUUGACGCUAGAAGACGACCCGAAAUACCCGUGCAAUAUCGUCACCAUGCCGACCGUGUGGGUGUUGCAGUUGCUGCCGAUGCUCAUGAUCCAGCGAAGCGUCUCCCAAGAAGCAGUGCUUCGCGCUAUCGCAUACUCUGGAGCAGUGGUCGUCGUCCUCAUCGUAUGCAGUAUGACGCUGUUCAAGGUUGGAGAUGACAUAGCGGACGCAACCGAGAUGACCAUCUACAUCCUGCUCCUCCUGUUUUAUUUCUGGGCCAAGUUUGUUUUUCACGCUCGGGCCAGUUUCGACUUCUUUUUCGUUGCUGCUGUGGUAUCUUCACUGGCUAACAUCGCCGGUUCAGUGAUGGGGCUCGCUCAUAUGGAUGAAACGAUAGUACUGCCGGUUGCUCACUGCAUUGUUACUGGACUGGACGCCCUCAUCGUUGUAGCUGUCUUACUCUCUCUGCGUGCUGACACUCGCUACUGGCUGGCUAUCGAUGACAAUGGAUCAGGCACGACCGGAUCGAAGAGUGCGAUACGUCGCUAUGUGAAUCUGUUAUCCGAGCGCGGUAUGAUUACCAAUUUUUCUACACGUACGUCGGUGUACGAUGUUCAUCAAAUGAUCGAGGAACAUCGGCAUAACGUCGUGGACUUCUCGGCUCUAGCACUGGACUGCAUAAUUGCUCAGGGUGCCACUUCUGUUGUGAUGCGCGGAACGCUGCGGAGAAGUACCCCUGUACCUAUUGCACUGAAGAUUUACACUGACGUGCAAGUGACGAACGAGGAAGUACAGCGAUUCUCACGAGAGACGGCACUAAACGUACAGCUCUCUCACCCGAACGUCGUUCACUUCUACGGUCUGUGUGUGGUGCCGCCAUCGAUCUCCCUUAUCUUCGAGUUUUGCGAGUAUGGUGCAUUAGACGCCAUAUUGCGUGAGCAGCCCGAGAUCUGGACACUUGCCGCCAAGCUUAAAGCGUGGCUGGACGCAUGUCGUGCGGUUGCUUACUUACAUAGUUUUUCGCCUCCUCUUCUUCAUCGCGACAUUAAGACGGACAACUUCCUCGUGGGUCAGGAUUUUAUCAUAAAGCUUGCAGAUUUCGGCGAAGCCAAUUUGCUGCAGCCGCGGACGGAUGGGACAAUGACAAUCGCUGGCACGGUCGACUACAUGGCUCCAGAAAUGAUUAAAGGUGGCAAGACAGCGCGUUAUGGCACGGCAGUAGACGUUUACAGCCUGAUGAUCACGCUUUGGCAGAUUAUGGUGCCUGAACAAAGUCCUUGGGAAGCCAGGUCUCAUCUUGAAGUGUAUCGCCGUGUGACUUGUGGUGACAGGCCACCUCUCCUUCCUUCCAUACCGAAAGCCUGCGCUGACAUUCUUGAAGCUGGUUGGGCAGCCAACCCGAAUGAUCGUGCAGCUGUGGAGGACAUCAUACCCUCGGUUCACCGCCUGUGGCUGCUUGCACUGCACCAAAAGCCUUUGAAGCGCACGAAGCAUUGA
Molecule: messenger RNA, 2712 nt
Organism: Peronospora matthiolae
Lineage: Eukaryota; Oomycota; Peronosporomycetes; Peronosporales; Peronosporaceae
Source: the annotation of a GenBank genome assembly